Toxoplasma gondii ME49 is the source of this 4153-nucleotide messenger RNA. Its product is annotated as 30S ribosomal protein S5, putative. The coding region runs from base 371 to 3793 and encodes 1140 amino acids. Lineage: Eukaryota; Apicomplexa; Conoidasida; Eucoccidiorida; Sarcocystidae. The transcript has 14 exons. Gene Ontology annotation, biological process: translation. The record is from RefSeq and is a predicted model, not a curated record. Gene Ontology annotation, molecular function: RNA binding; structural constituent of ribosome. Gene Ontology annotation, cellular component: ribosome.
GUGCGACAGACGAUUCGCACACCCUCGUCCGACGUCCCCCCUUUGUAGACUGUUCUCAGCGUUUCGUCAUCUUCUCUGACUUUUCUCUCACCAUUUCCCCUUGAAAGUCGCGUAGAAUACUGUCGAAGGCAUGCUUCGCUUGAAAUGAACAGGGAAACCAUUCGUCGGAGGAAUGGCAUGGCUCCCCUGCCGAUUUUGAUGGAGGCAUUUUCAUUUUUUUCGGAGGUCGCUGAAGAAGAAAUCAAUGCAGUAAGGCCUCGAAAGUCUUUUUUAUGACAAGGAGGCGCACGCGUGUUUUUCGCCGCCUUCCGGUUUCGCCUUUCCGUUCUUCCCGAUUUUUCCCCUUCUCUGACAGUUUGCAUGCAUCACGAUGAGGUGCCCACUGGCGCCGCGGCGGCAACGCCGUCUGCCGAGAGACAGUUCCUCUUCGGUGUCUCUUUUCCUUCCUCAUCGAGGAUCUCUCUCCCUGUCUUCAGCCUUUUCUCCUUCUUUUCGCAGGUCUCCUUGUCCCCGUUCCUCGCCUUGUCUAGCUUCUUCCGUUCCUCCCUCUCGUCUGUUUUCCUCUGCUUCGCCGAACGACUCUCGCCUGGCGUUGAAAAAGCCUCUUUCACCUUCGUUCUCCUCCCCUUUUGCUUUUUCUCGAUACACGAGGGAUCCCGAACUAAGACACUUAACCAGUACUUCUCGUGUACAGGCUCCAUUGCCUCUGCGCCGUUGCGCUGCUCCUGUUGCUUCUCUCGCUUCUUCUCCUUGUCUGUCUUCUUCUCGCGCUUCGUCUGCUUCUCUUUCUCCUUGCUCGCUCGCUUCUCUUGGUUCUCGUUCCUCUCCUUUCUGCGGGGGGUCACGUCGAGGCGGCGAGAGGCCUCCUUGUGAGAGGAGAGCGAGUGCCGGGUGCGGUGCAGCAGCUAACUCUUUUUCUUCAGCCCCGCGGCCAAGUCGUCUUUCUCCGUCGUCUCCCUUUUUUCCUUCUGGACUUGGUUGUUCUUCCUCUCCGGCGCAUCGUGCGCGAGUUGCUGGCCCUCGCCUGCCGCUCCGCAGCGCCUUCGUCGCGCUCUUCCCCGGCCAACCGACAAGGACUCUCUGUUUCCCGGCUGCUUCGUCCGCGCUUUCCUUUUCCGCUCAGCCGUCUCCGCCGACCGCUUCUGCGUCUUCUUUCCAGUCUCCGCGCCGCCUCCACAACAGCCACCAGGCUCGAGUUUUGCGCAGGCGGCAUGUGUACAGAGACAAACACCUGGACCAUGUACCGACGGAGAGAGCGCGGCAACUGGCGGAGCAGCGGAGCGCCUUCGAGUUGCCCCGCGGGACAGGCGAACCUCUGCAAGGUGGCUCGCGCUUCCCCGGGGGCGUCAUGGCUCCUCACUUGCGUGUCAAACUCGAGAAAGAAAAGUUUCUGAGGGACUGCAUGCGCGAGCAGGAGAACUUGGCGGCGCUCUUCACCGAGACUGAGAAGGAGACUCUCCUAGGUCGCCGUGGGGACAGCCGCGAGAGCCACGAAGAGGAACCUGCGACGCGCGAGGCCGAAAAACAGACGUCUGAGGGAGGAAAGAGCGACGAGGCUGGGAAGGACGGAGGCAAGCAAGAAGACAAACAGGGCGCCGCACCCUUCGGCAGAAAACUGCAGGAACUGGAGAGCUUCGUAGGAUCUGCUCUCAGAACCUACCGCCUCCUUAGACCACACGCCCUUCCCUUCUACAAGGAAGACAGCUUGCUGAGCAUGCAAAGCAAAUUAAACGAGGCGACGCUGAAGCACUCGCCUCUCGUCCACGACCUCGUCGAACUGAAGAAACGGAACUUGUCAGUCCCUUCAGAUCUUCUUCCUCCAGAUUUCAACGCGCUCCAAUUCAGCCUUCCUGUGGUGAGCGCGCGUGGCUUUUUGCUAGCUCUCUCGGCGGCCGCGAAUUCUGUGGCGGAAGAUCUCGAAUUUCUUUGUCGCCGUCUCUCUGUCCCGAAUCUCCCUCAUCCUACGCAUCCCUUUCGCCUCAAACUCCUCCUCGAUGCCUUGUUCGAGUCCUUCAAACUCCGCAAAGAUCCGCACUACGCCCAUGACUGGGCGCAGAGGAACUGGCCGCGACUGCAGGCUGCUAUGCCAGAACCUCUCUCAGAGUUGUCUGCCGACAGCGUAGGCCUUUGGCUCAAGGCGCACUUGGAGCGCGUGAUCGAAAACCAACGUGGGCGGCAUGCAGACGGCAGAGGUCGUUUGUUAGCCCAGAAAUUUCCUCUGAAGAGCGACGAAGAAGAUCUGUACUCUCUGGCCGAUGAUUUCAUCUUUGACCACGAGAUCGUGGAUGAACAAUUCUGCGACGAGAGACUCAGCCAGUUCCCCAUCGACAAAGCCGGAGAACUGUUUCGAAGAGUCGCGGAUUUUUUCGGGCUGACGAAAGGACCACAGCCGGCAGUGAACGACGCUGUUGUGGCACAAUUUCAAAAUCUUGUGUACACUCUGGACGAAAUCGGCCUGAGCAACUGGAUGAAGAUGGAUACGCGAGAGAUCGAAGAAUUUCUGCCCGAAGGAGACCCGCCUUCUUUCGCGGCCUCUCAGCAAGAUCUGGAUGCUGCUCGCUUGCUUCUGAAAGCUGCAGCGAGGGGAAAGGCGAAUCUCCUCGAUUUUGAAGCUCUCGACCCCUACAAACUUCUGCAUGGAUUCGACUUUAAAACGGUCCAAGAGGAGCUCGCAACUCUGCCGCCAAAUCCGUUCUUGACCGACGCGGACAUCGACGAACUGUUUGACAUCACCACAGCGGCAGUUUCGAUGAAUCAGAGCGAAGUCGCUCCGUCUGCGUCGCUGAGGAACUUCAAGGCCAAAUUCGGAAGAACGCCCUUAGAGGCGCUGCUGGACUCGGAGGAGAAGUUCCUGACUUCUGCUGGUCCUGUCGAUUGGUUGAAAGACGAAGACGAGAACGGCGAGGCUUUUGUUUCCUGGAGGUGGAAGCGCCCCGCACAAACGGUCUACGACGCUGAGAAGGGCAUGUUCGUCCGAGAAAGAGAGGGCGUUGACCCCCUCAUCAAGCUCCACGAACUGAGACAGACGCUCCUCAGUGUCAGCCGGAUGAUGAGCAUGAACAAGCAGGGUCGCGUCUAUUACUUCCGGGCCAUCGUCGCGGUCGGGAAUGGGCGAGGACUGUUCGGCAUCGGCAUCGCCUUCGGACCUUCGCCAAAGGAAGCGCGAAGCAACGCUGCUCUGGCUGCGAUUCAAAACCUUGACCAUAUUGAUUUCGAUGUCGGUCGGACUCUGACGACACCCGUCCACGGCAGCGAGUACUCUGCUCACGUGAAAAUUGUUCCGCGGCCUCUGGGGAAGGGAUUGAAGUCGAAUCUGCGUUACCUUCCGCUGUUGUAUCUCAUGGGCAUCGACAACUGUCGCGUAUCUUUUUACGGUCCGUCGGCUUCUGCUCGAUGGUUCACUCGCGCCAAGGCACUGAAGAGGGCGCUUGAACAGCUGCAGAGUCGCCGCACGCUGGCGAACGCGACAGGACAGAAAUACGACCUUCUGGUCGCUCCCGGCGAACACUGGAUGCACUGGCCAGACCGCUGGUUCCGGCCCAUCUCGACGGAGUACGCGCGAAUGCUCGAACGCAUUAAGAAGAAGCGACCUCCUUCCUAUAGAAGAGGAUUCCGAGCGGCGAUUGAUGAGGUCAUUCCCGAAGAAAUUCGCCCCGAGUUCACUCCUUACACGUGGAAAUCGCCACUGCAGAAAUGGGCAGAAGAACUCAAGCGGAAGCGUCUCACAUCUCACAACGUCUACGAGACGGAGGUCUUUCUUCAUCCUCCAGCGCAGUCUUCUUCUCCUUCCUAGUUGUCUCCUUCGUGUGCAAGUGACUUUCAGCUAGUCCAGACGCUCCCUUUCUCUGCAGUCUUGUGUUUCGUCUCACCAGCGUUUCGGAAGGAGAAGGAGAAGAGCCACGGAGGAGCAUCUGAGUUGCGUACACCGGUGCGUUCACGCUGAAAUGGCACAAAACGGUGUUUCUCCGACUGAACAGAGUCUUCGAAGACGCAUUUUUGGCAGCAAAGACGAUGCUGUCUGUCUCGUCCUUCACGGUAGACUAGGCCCACAGACAAAAGCUGUCUAGUCUCGACCUACAGAACAAAAUCUGUUGCUUUCCAGCUUGCCUUAUGGCUCCUGCCCCAGCUCUUUCCUCGUCUAGCAUGUCACGAC